This is a messenger RNA of Strongylocentrotus purpuratus (purple sea urchin), 5078 nucleotides long. RefSeq lists its product as uncharacterized. The coding region runs from base 418 to 2817 and encodes 799 amino acids. NCBI's taxonomy places the organism in Eukaryota, Metazoa, Echinodermata, Echinoidea, Camarodonta, Strongylocentrotidae. The transcript is spliced from 2 exons. The record is from RefSeq and is a predicted model, not a curated record.
GGACUCAAUCGAUAUAACUGCAAGCGAUCCAGGACGUUUCUUUAUUUUGUCUUCUUUCUCAUUCAAUAGUUUGAAUAGGAUGGGCAUGUUAUCGUUGAACCAGCACUAAUCACGAUCUUUAUUUAGUCGGACGCUGUUACAUGCAUUAUCAAUUGUAUGGAAAGCGUUAUUAAUUGCUUAAAGCACACAAGAUGUCUUAGACUAAUUAGAGAAACACGUGGAAAGAAGUCCUGGCAGCUUUUCAUAUCAGUUCUGACCAACGCACUGGGGAUCUCUCUCUCUUGGGGGAUCAACUAAAUAAAUCAGCAGUUUUCUUUAUCAAGUUAUCAGGAAGACCUCACCCGACAAUGGAAGGAGAUAGCAGAACAUCCGGUUCAGUCCCGGCCACCGAAUCCCUCUCUCCCGGACCCCAACGACAUGCAGACGGGAGCCUUCCUCCAAUUGUUCACCAACAGCGUCAAUACAGCACUGCAUAAGCAACACUGCACUUGCAAAGGGAAGAGCUACGAUUCCAAGGAACUCUUCGCCAAAAGCAACCCGGGAUUGUUUGGUCCGAACGGUCAGUGUAAGGUGAAUCAUGCGAAGAAGCCUGCUCUGUCACGGCCGGAUGUUGAGGUGAAGCUACCACCUGUUGCAAGUUCGAAGGCAUCAGAAGAUAUCAUCAAGGAAGCAACGCGGGGCUUAAAGCAACAGCUGAAGAAUCAUGUAGGUGACACCGGAAGUGCGCAGGUGUCGCCUAGGUUCUGUAAACCCUUGGGGGAUUCAGGUGUUGUCGAGCCAAAGGAGGAACUGCGGUUACCGCACAUCAUGGAGAUUCGCGAUCGGAACGGCAACAACUGGAAAAUCAUCCAGGACGCUUCGAACAAAUCCCGACAAAAGUUAAAGGAAAGACGGACGGGAUCUGAAUGGAAGCCUGUUCCCGCAAUAUAUACGCAAAAGUUGCAAUUGCUCAACGGAAUAAUGAAUUCGCCUCGAGGAAAGGAUCUGGAGCUUCCAAAUACUAUGCAAGGACAAGGUCUUGAUUCAAAUGCUAUUGAUACUGUAACAAGACUAAAUACACCUCUAAUCCAGGUACGGGUUCCAGUUGUUGAUGAUUACUCAGAUGAUGCCUUCGACGGUCAAGGUAUCCACUUGCCCGAUCUUCAACCGCGCUGUCAACCGGCAUUGACCCACACCUGUACAUCGGAGGGCACAACUCCAAAGGAUGCUCCGGAUGAAAUGACUCGGAAGAUUCUUCUGGGAAGAUGGGCUGCUGAGGUUCGUACUGGCAAGAUGACUUACAGUGAAUACCUUCGCAAAGUAUCACUGAUGUCCAUGCUGCAGCGAUCGGACACAUUGAACAAUAAAAAAGAUAUGCUUCAGAGUCACAGUCAAGAGUGGUCUUCGGACGCUAGAGAGAAGCGUGCAAGGACCCACAGUCUGGAAGAAAUGUUUGCAGAGGAGCAUUCGCCGAAGCGACUAGAGAUCGAUGGAGACCGGAGUCAGUUAAACUUAAGGGAUAAUGGUCAUAGCAGGGAUCAAGAAACCGAACGUCCAGAUAUGACCGGUGUCAUAACACCAGGGAAUAGCGUUGGAGUCUGCAGUCAACCGCUUCCUCCAGAGUUGGAAAGACUUUAUACCAGGUCUUCAAGUAGGGUGCCUACCCUUGAUAUUGGACAAUCGUUGAAUGGGUACCUCCCAGCAGAUUUCCUAGAUAAGGAGCGUCAUAAACUACGCAUGCAAUAUCCGAUGUAUAAUUUCAAGCGUGAGCAUGAACGACUGCACGCCUCCAGCCAAUUCACGUCCAAAUCACUGCCAGCUGAUCUGUCAUUCCAGGACGAACUAGAAAGACCGAUGACCCACGAACCUAAAGAGAUCACCCUGCAGUCGAAUAUUUUGAAUACCGGUCAACAGAAACGCAAAUCAAAACCCCGUCGGUUAAACAGUCGCCUAGGCUACAAUGCCAUUUGUAUAACAGGUGGUAGAAUCCCGACCAAAGCAGAUUCUGCCAAAGAGAUUGAAGCGUUUGCGGAACUGCAAAGGCAGUUCUUUGAGCAACAAGCGCUAAAUGACGUUACACCGGAAAAUGGACUACCGCGUUUGUACAAUGUCCCUCACCAACCGCCAACGACACCUGUUGAUGCAACACUUGCUAGUGUAUCCUUACCGGAGUUCCUCGCGCAGAUGGCUGAAGGCGCAAUCGUUAACCGGAUAAGCGAAGAGGCACUCGAUAGAGAUGUAAAGGUGGGGGAUAGGCCGAAAAAGGGCGUCCAUGGAGAGCCGGUGAACGUAGUGACAAUCGAAGCCGAAACGAGCUGCUUGAAACCUACAAGUUUCAAAGACAGCUUCACCAAGGAGUCAAAGGCCUUUGGUCAUACUGGUAGCAACGCCGAUAUCAAUAAUACAAAGGCAACAUAUCUUGAAAGUGAUAACAACGUGAAUGACGCUGCUGAUACGUUUUCUCUGAAGAGCGAACCACUUGAAGGUAAAAGCGAAGACUCUGUAGACAAGGAGGGCUGCAAAAAUGAUGAGGGGGUCGGGAUACCAUACUCCAAGUCGACCAACACCAACAACAACAUCAGGAACGAUUUGAGAGCGUCGGUCAAACAGUUGGAGAUCGCGGACGUCAACGGUCUCGAAAGUCAGAUGACGACCAUUUCGAGCCGUUCCCUGGAAAGGAUGAUGUCUCGUCUGCCAGCGAGACUGCUCAAGAGUCGAGACAGACAUGUCAACGCCAGGCGAUCGAGGGCAUUUGAUGUAGCUUCAGGGGUCAUGAAGACGAAGGGGGCGCCCUUGAGCACCAAGCAUGUGGUGUUUGUAAGUCCUGCCUUCAACUAAAGCAAAACGUAACCCCUGCACCCUUGUCUUGGAUAAAGGAGUAGAAACUAUUAAGUUUUAAAAUAUGACGAAGCUAAGAUUAAUUUAAGGCAUAACAAUGGUUAUGAUAGGUAACGGCAUAUUAACAAGUUGAUUUUUGUCAAAGAAUACACGAAAUCGGUGAAGGUCGAAAAGAUUUGUAUUAUCAAAAAGGUUUGACAUGAGCGAACUAAUCACUAAAGCACGUGUUUUGGUUAAGAUGUAGGUAUGCUUUGGUAAACUUUCAGCAGCAGUUCAAAUAUAUGAAGAAAAAAAAGUGUACUCAUUCUACAAACUUUAAAAGCAGUCAGAAAACCAAUAUUACAAACAUCUCCAGGAGUUCGCAUUUAAUCUUAUCAUGUUCUAUUUAUCACCUCCGGUUAAUUAAGUUUCCUUCUGCAUACAGAACAAUAAAUGUCGCAUAUUAUAGGGGCUUUCCUCAGUUGACGUGGUUGUGUACGCAAUGCUUUAUAAUGAAAUAGGUUUUCCCUAGGGUCGUCAAAUAAUAAAAUGCCACAAUUCGAUAAGAACAUCUCGCUCCGAAAGUACUUAAUUGGAAACAAAUAGUUCUUUGCACCCUUGAUACUAUGAUAUCAUAUUACAACUGUACCUGAAUAAGGGGCCUAAUGCGCGAGGAAUAUUAUCAUGAUUAUUAUCUGCGUUUACGAUUUGAAUUAAAUAAUAAAUGAAUCGGGAGAAACAUUAAAAGUAGUUGAAUUACGCAAAAUAUAAUUGAACCUAUAAAGCAACUAAUUCCUAAAGCCUGUUUCAUAUGAAGUAUGAUAUUAUUACAUGAACAAGGGGAAGGACAGAGAGUCAAAAUUGGCUUUAAAGAGAAGGUUGAGUUCUGGGAAGAGGUGAACAAUAAUUUGUGGGCGUUAGCAUUGUAUUAUACAAGUGUGGAUGAACAUCAUAUUAAACAAAAUGUUCCCUGAAAAGCAUGGCUCUUCAAAUGUCUGGAAGAAUAACGUUCAUGAUCAUCCAAUUAAACUCUACAUAAUCUCUGAAUAUUAUUUUUUUAUUAAUUUUGAGUCAACUAUGUAAAGCACAUCGCUAAGGCCUACGACCAUACACAAACUACGCACCUUUUUAGAAAUUUUACAAUUGUUCAUAUUGAUUUGGCUUUCGAAGGAGACUGUUUCCUGAUUUACAUUUAUGACACAAAAUUAUACUUUUAGUUUGUAUGCAACCUUGGGUAAACACGACAUUAUUAUAAUUAUCAAUAUUGUCAUUUCAAAUAGGAAUAUGUAACUUUGCGAUAGAUUGGAGGCCUUACGAUCAAUACGUAUCAAUCGCAACUUCUGUUUAUAUAAAUGAGACAGGGACCAAAAGGAACAAACUUUAGGUUCGCAGAUUUUUUUAGCAUUUGCCAAAGUAUCUGAUGAUAUUUGGGCGUUCCUCAAAAGGUACAAUUAAAUGUUACAAGAAAUUAUAUUUAAAAAAUCAAAUGUUCUAAAUUGAAAGAUUGUCUGUUUGCAGUUUUUUUUUGCUUUGGUUUACAAGCUUCGGUUAAUACUUAUAACGCACUAUUUUAAUGCACUUGGUGACGUUAAUGGUCGGUCCGCAGACGUAGAUAAAAUAAAAAAUAAAAUUACACGCACACGCACACCCACACACGGAUGCAUUGGAAGUUUUGCACAUGUUUUAAAAGCGACUGCUGGAAUUCGAAAGUCGUGAACUCCUGUCAUUCAAUAAGAUAAUUGUGUUAACGCCCCUCUGUAUCUCAACUGACGCAACAACAUUAUAAUGGACACCCUGGUUAAAAGAUUGCUUCGGUACGUUUGGAGGAUAUUUUUUUCUUUAGAUUGGUUCGGGAUCUUGAAAUAAUUAUAUUGAUAAACGCCAGUUUACAGAUAUCUUUAAAGAUUUAUGCAUAUAAUUAAAGAACGGUCAUUUGAUGUUGGUGAUCCGAGAGCUUGUCCGACUUUAGUCCAGAAUCUGAACAGCGUUAUUAUAUUUCGCGAUCAUUCUCUCCUUUCCCUACAUGCUGCAAGCCGAAGAUGGCGGGAUCCAUAUAUCCGUCCGUAUUGACGGUACGCCCAGCUAGGUUUCUCGCUGGGCGUAGAAUUUACCUAAAAAAUUGACUCCUGAUGAAGUUGGGGAAUUACAAAUUUAAUUAGUUUUGUUGAGUGCAAUUAUUGUUUUACUGUGUUUUAGGCAUGGACAUGACGUAAUGGACAUUAAACAAGUCUUAUUUGCAUUCAUGAAUGCUUUGCCCUGCCAAUAAAAUGUGAAAAUGUAAA